Messenger RNA from Lutzomyia longipalpis, 2956 nucleotides. RefSeq names its product aminopeptidase N-like. Gene Ontology annotation, molecular function: peptide binding; metalloaminopeptidase activity; zinc ion binding. Gene Ontology annotation, biological process: proteolysis; peptide catabolic process. Lineage: Eukaryota; Metazoa; Arthropoda; Insecta; Diptera; Psychodidae. Bases 58 to 2883 code for a protein of 941 amino acids. The record is from RefSeq and is a predicted model, not a curated record. Gene Ontology annotation, cellular component: cytoplasm. The transcript is spliced from 5 exons.
UUCUCAGUUGAGAACCAAAGUGCCUCAAAGUAGUGUUUUUGUGUGUUCAAUAUAAAAAUGCUCAAAUUAGGAUUAAUUGCUUACCUCUUGGUGGGGAUCUACUCUACCACCAUCAGUGCCUCUCCCAUUUUCGAUAUUACCUCCAAUGAUAUGGCCGCUGAAGAUGGGGAAGUUAGCUAUCGUCUUCCCAACAACACACUUCCCGUGUAUUAUGAUCUACGUUUCACCACUCGCAUCCAUGCUGCAGAUUUCACUUAUACAGGAUCAGCAGCCAUUCAGAUUAAUGUAGUUGAAGCCACAAAUACAAUCACGAUGCAUAGUCGCGAUAUUGAGAUCCAGAGCAUUGUUGUCCGUGUGCAAGGAACCACAGAGAAUCUCUUCCAGAGCUAUGCAUACGAUCCCGAUACAGAAUUCCUCACAAUCACUACAACAAGAGCAUUGACUGUUGGUCCCCACGAUGUGCUUAUUGACUUCCAAGGGGUGCAUUCGCGUGCAGUUACGUACGGGUGGUAUGCAGCUGCUUAUACAAAUAAUCAAGGAAAUACAGUGUGGCUCGCAGUGACGGAUUUUGAGGCUCCAGAUGCUCGUCAGGCAUUCCCAUGCUAUGACAGUCCCGAAUUUAAGGCUGUCUUCAAAAUUACAAUCACAUACGAUCAGUCAUACGAUGCCAUCUCCAAUAUGCCUGUGGAAAAUACAAUUACGAACACGGAUGGAACAUUUACAACAAGUUUCGUGGAGACUCCCCCCAUGUCUACGUACUUGGUGGCAUUUGCUGUAUCCGACUUCGAUAAGAGGUGUGGUCGUGAUCGCAUCAAUCGCGAUCACUGUGCCUACGCCCGCCCUAAUGGUAUUGAUCUCGUCCCAUGGUCCCUGGAUACAGCAAUUAAGGGUGUUGAAGCACUCGAUGAUAUUUACGGUGUUGUCUACCCCUUGCCCAAGCUCGAUCAAAUCGCCAUUCCGGACGUUUAUUUCGGAUCAGGAGCCAUGGAGAAUUGGGGUCUUGUCACUUAUCGCGAAUCACGACUCUUGCUCAAUGAAUCAUGGUACAAUUACCGCGAAAAGGAUUCAAUUGGCACAGUAAUCCUCCAUGAAUUUGCACAUCAGUGGUUUGGUGAUCUCGUGAGUCCCAUGUGGUGGACAUAUUUGUGGCUCAAUGAAGGUUUUGCCACCCUCUACGAGUACUAUGGCACAAAUAGGGUUUAUCCAGAUAUGAGAUUAAUGGACCUAAUGGUGUAUGAAACAGUUCAAGGGAUUAUGUUGAGAGAUGGUGUUGUUGGUGCGCGCCCAAUGACGCACUAUGUUGAAACAAGAGCCAAUAUUCGAGGCUUGUUUGACUACGUCAGCUACCAAAAGGCGGGAACAGUACUUAGAAUGAUGAUGUAUGCUCUCGGUGAGCCAACAUGGCACAAAGGAUUAAAACACUAUCUUGAGGCAAAGGCUUACGGAAAUGCCGUGGCGGAAGAUUUGUUUGCAGGUAUCCAGACGUCUGUUACAGAAGACAAUGCUCUCCCUGCUGGCCUUAAUGUGCUAGAUAUUAUGAAUUCGUGGACUUUAGUCGGAGGCUUCCCAAUUCUUACGGUGACUUUCAGUGGAACCAAUGGAUUCACUCUUACACAGAAAGCCUGCAUCAACAACAACCCCAAUAUGCCACCAUCCAGCUGGUACAUUCCCAUAACGUACAGCACGAAAAAUAAUCCCAACUUUGAUCAGACACGGGCACAAGCGUGGUUCCGUGGGGAUGCAAGUAGUCUGCAAAUUCCUGUUGAUGGAUGGAACAACGCUGAGGAUUGGUUGAUCCUCAAUAACCAGCAAACAAGCUACUACCGCGUGAACUACCCCGUGGAAAAUUGGCUCAAAAUCGCUGAUGAGCUCAACAAUGGAAGCUUCAGUACCAUUCAUCUCCUCAAUCGUGCUCAACUCUUGGAUGAUUCACUCGAUUUGGCAUCAUUUGGCAUGUUGGACCUUGAUAUUCCACUCAGGAUCUCUUAUUACCUUCGAAAUGAGACUGACUACAUUCCCUUCGCCAGUUGGAGUGCAGGAUUUGGAACAUUCUUCGAUAGACUCAUUAUGUCGGAUCACUCCGAAAAGAUCACUGACUACGUGCAGCAGAUAGUGGAGACCUUCUAUGCAGAAUAUGGAGCCGUUGCAGCACCUGGUGAUGUUUACUUCUCAAUCCUUGCACGAACACUUGCAAUCAACUGGGCAUGCAGGGUUGGCAUUGCUGAGUGUCUUGAGGCUACGGCAAAGGAAAUGAGUGAUCAUAUUAACAACGGAAAGAUCCUGCCACUUGACUACAACACCGUGCUUCCAUGUGCUGGAUUGAGGGAUGCUACAGAUGAGGAUUAUUUUGCCUAUUUGGAUCGCUUAACAACAACCACAACAUCCCGAAGCACCCUCAUUAAUAAUUUGAUCUGCACCGAUCAACAUGUUCAACUUGAAAGGCUCCUUCAGGUUGCUCUCACAUCUCCAGCCCUGAUGCAAAUAACAUCAACGGAAGCUUCAAACAUCAUUCUGGGAGUUGCAAGAAAGAAUCUACAUGGCUACGAAAUGGUGUUGGACUUCAUCAAUGACAACAUCUUCUUCAUCAAUUACCGCUUCACCUACCUCCAACUGCAGAACAUCUUCCGCGAGCUAAGUCGACAGACCUACAGUGAGACCAACGUUGAACGCCUCCAGACACUCUUUAAGAGUUUCGAAAGUCAACUCGGGGAAACAUUUGAGCAAGAAUUUGGCCAAAUUAUUUCAGGCAACAUCGAAUGGAUGCAUAAUGUUGCAAAUCCCGCCAUGGAUCAGAUGCGUUACUACGUCGCCAGUGGAUCAUAUAUCUUCAUAUCUAUGACGGCCAUCUUCUUCGCCGUGAUUUCCUUCCUUAUCCUACAGUAAAUGUGUCCGAUGUGAAAACAAUACAAAACGAUCAAUCAACCUAUUAAAUCAUUGAUAACAUUGUUAGAUUAAA